Molecule: messenger RNA, 10578 nt
Organism: Dermacentor albipictus
Lineage: Eukaryota; Metazoa; Arthropoda; Arachnida; Ixodida; Ixodidae
Gene: Hr3
Product: Hormone receptor 3
Biological process (GO): regulation of transcription by RNA polymerase II
Cellular component (GO): nucleus
Molecular function (GO): zinc ion binding; RNA polymerase II cis-regulatory region sequence-specific DNA binding; nuclear receptor activity
Source: RefSeq, a predicted model, not a curated record
ACUGUCCCGGCUGGCGAACGAGGCCCGGCACACUGCCGCACAGCCGCUCGCCGGGCGGUACGCGCACAGGUGGAUUACUGCGUUUCCGCGUUUCGCAGCGGUCGCUCGCCGCCGCGCUCCCAAGCCAGAGUUCGUCGUCUGCUACUGCCGUGCCACGCCUGCUGACGCGCAGCGGUCUGUUUUCUUCCGGCUACUCCCCAGCAUAACUGCCGCUCUGUGCGCGCGCGUCCGUUCGUCAGCCGGAGAAAUCAACGACUCCCGUUCUAUUUGCUCGUGUGAUUACAUCGUUUUCUGCCUUCUUUUGCUCCCAUCGCGGGUGAAUCGCCGUGGCAGUGAUUCACCUCGAUCGCGGCGCGCCGGUGGUGCUGUGUGUUGGUGACCGAGCUGACCUCCGCUGAGCUCGGCGCAUGUGUGGGAUUGCACCGCCGUUCUCCAACGGGACCGCCGACCACGACGACCUGUGCUUGGCCCGGGCGCCGAGGGCUCUCUUCGGCCAUGAUGCGACGUGACUAGACGACGUACCCUACGCGCCCCGUGUUCCUUGGCAUCCCUACCCCCCUUUAUUUUUUUCUUCUCCUUUUUCCUGCCCACAUUUUUUGUUUUUGCCCUGCUUGUCCGUCGCGCAACCUCAGUGCGGACGCGUGCCGUCAGCCCGAAGGGGGCCAAGUACGGUGUUUGGCGAGCGCCGCGGUGCUGGUUCGGGGGUUUACGCGCUCCCCGCGCCGAUGCGUGGGCCCCCCAGACUUCGGAUUGCCGGCGCUCUGGAUUCCUGCAGCCCUGUACCCAUCUGACCUCAGCCUAUCGACGAUAACUGUCAAAUGUCUUGGAGUAACAGCUACACUAAAGUCGAGGUGGUUCAGCCCCAGACAUCGUCCGGCUCCAUCAAAGCCGGGACGGCCGUUUCGUCGUGCCGGUUCACGGACGACGACCGUGGUGGUGCCGCUGGUGGUGGUGUCGGUGGUGGUGGUGGUGGUGGCGUCGGUGGUGGCAUUACCACCUGGGGGGAGUCGAGGAGAUCACCCCCCACACAAAUCGAGAUUAUCCCAUGCAAAGUGUGCGGUGACAAGUCUUCUGGAGUCCACUACGGCGUGAUCACGUGUGAAGGCUGCAAGGGUUUCUUCAGGAGAAGCCAGUCAAGUGUCGUGAAUUACCAGUGUCCCCGGCAAAAGAACUGCGUAGUUGAUCGCGUCAACAGGAACAGAUGCCAGUACUGCAGACUACAAAAGUGUCUCGCGCUAGGAAUGUCUCGAGACGCGGUCAAGUUCGGCCGCAUGUCCAAGAAGCAGCGGGAGAAAGUGGAGGACGAGGUGCGCUUCCACCGGGCGCAGCUGGUGCGCCCCCAGGGCGGCGCGGUGGCCUCGACGGCCGCCGCGACGUCGACGCAGCCCGCGCAGCAGGCCACCGAGACGUCGCCCGACAGCUCGGUGUUUGACCAGCAGCAGACGCCGUCCUCCUCCAACCAGGUCGUGCCCUUCCUCAACGGAGGGUACCCUUACUCCGAGGAACUGGCGUCGUACACGCCCAACGGGUACGCGUACGCGGCCACGCCCACCAUCGCGUUCGAGAUGAGCACCGACUACGUGGACAGCACCACCUUCGAGCAGCGCCAGCAGCUGGACUCCACGGCGGACACCAAUGGUCUGCUCUCCACCACCACGCCUGUCGCGGUGCCCGCCUCCUCACUCGCCUCGCACCUCGAAGAUUCAGAUUUGAAAUCGGCCUCCCAAGAAGAUCUGCUCGCGAAGACUGUAUCGGACGCGCACAACCGCACCUGCCUCUACAGCACGGAACAGAUACAGGAGCUGACGAGGAAGCCGCUAGACAUCUCUCGCGUCAUGCUCUACAAGAACAUGGCACACGAGGAGCUGUGGCUUGAUUGCGCACAGAAGCUUACACAGAUCAUCCAGCAGAUAAUCGAGUUUGCCAAGAUGGUACCUGGAUUCAUGAAGCUCUCACAGGAUGACCAGAUCGUUCUUCUGAAAGCAGGGAGUUUUGAGUUGUGCAUACUGAGGAUGAGCAGGUACUUCGACGUCGCGACGGGAUCGGUGCUCUACAACGACAGUCUGCUUCCGAUGGACGCUUUCAUCACGCAAGAAACCCAAGAGAUCAAGCUUGUAAAUAAUGCCUUCAACUUCGUGCGGAGCAUAGCCGAGAUGAAGCUGACGGAAACGGAACUGGCACUCUACUCGGCCUACGUGCUGCUGGCUCCGGACCGGCCGGGCCUGAAGGGCGUCUCGGAGAUCCAGCGGUUGAACGCGGCCAUCCUCAAGUCCCUGCGCUACGAGCUGGGCAAGACGCACGAGCAGCCGUACAAGGGCGACGUGAGCGCCUUCGACUGCCUGCUCGCCAAGCUGCCCAGCCUGCGCGAGGUCAGCCUGCUGCACAUGGACGCGCUGGCCAAGUUUCGGCGCACCGUGCCCCACCUCGAGUUCCCCGCGCUCCACAAGGAGCUCUUUUCCGUCGACAUCUGAGCAUCUUUCUCGGCGACGAGUUCAUCCUGCGGUGCAGAAGGCCUCUCUCGACUCCGCCACCAUAUCCGGCCGCCGCUCGCCCCGCCGUCGCAGCAGCGCUCGCUUCACUGUGCAGCUCGUUUGGCUGCGGGGAAAGCCUAGCUUGUAAGGCUGUGCUGGGCAGCACCGGCUGCUUGCCCAGACGACGGCCGGGGCUGCCCCCUGCGAACGUCGGGCAACCCGCUGGAAACGGUCGUGUCUUCUCCGGAGCAGUUCGGGGCACUUUUGGUUCGAAACUUUCAGCCUGGUAGCGUGCCGGCGAGCGUGCUCGCUUUUUAGCUGGGAAUCGGUGCCCGCGGUAGCUGCUACGCGUCUCCGGGAUGCAGUGUGCCUUUCGACCCCGACCUAGUGGACUUUGGAGAGACUUUGGAUACGUCCCAGUGACUUUGACGCACAUGGCGUAACUUUCAGCAGCAUGACGCCGCCUGCAUCCGCACCCUCACAUGUUGUACGCUGCCGGCAUGCGUCCCAACAAACGACACCGGCUUUGGCUCCGCCGGGACGUUUUGGCAGAGCCAAAGCGGUUUCAUUUGUUGCUGUCGUUUUCUUCGUGUGUUGCUUAACUUUCAAUCGUCAUUUCGAGAAAUUCGACGCUGAUUCAACGCGGCGUCAGGCGCCAGCUCGUCGCUGUUGCACGGCGCGCUAGUGCAUCACUGUCGGUGGUUGUGUGCCUCUGGUCACCAACUCCGUGGUGAUGCGAGAAACAUCAAUCUUACACGAUGGCAGCUGUGCUGGGUUCUUGAGUGGUAAUUGCCUGAUGACGCCAGUGGCCCACAGCUGUUGUAUAGCGUUGUUUCGGCCAUUUCUUACGCGGCGGGCAAAGUCAACGUUGGACUGCUGCGGGAUAUUCUUAUGGAAGCUGGUUUUGACUCUGCUGAUACGGGAGCUACCGGAGAAGACACAUCGUUCUCAGGAGCCCCCCUUUUCCCUGUUUGCCUUGUUGAUCGCAGGCUGAAAAAGUUGUUUCUAUCUGUUGCUUUUAUGUUUAGGUAACUGCUCUCGCUUGAAGAAAUCUUAUGCAAAAUUUGAAGCCUGCUGGAAGUGAGUGUCGGUAAUUGACAGGAUGAAUUGCUGUCGUAGUUUAAGUACCACUAACCUGCAUGCACUCCGGUCGGCCUUCUCUUUUGUUGAGACUACAGCUGAUUGUUCAGGCCUGUUUGAUUUUGUGCAUGUCUUUGGCACAUCUGAGCCUGUUCAGUUGGCAGUGGUGUGGUGUGCUCAGUGCUGUUUGGUUGUAAGAUACGUUCUUUCAAAUUUAGUAGAAAAUCGUGCAACACUAGGUGUCUUUUUAUCUGCUUAACUUGUGCGUGCGCAAAAGAAAUAAAUCAGGAUAAAUUUUCGUUUUACACCUCCCCUGUACCAAUAUGAGUUUGCAAGGAGAAUGGGGGUUGCUUAGUCAAUAUUGUAUUCAAGCUCGGAUCCUUUCUUCUAUCAAGGAACAAUCGUCAUUUUCUCCAUUCAAGAGUCGUGCAAUUUCUUUCGUCCGCUUGGCGUAGUCAGCAUAUUUCUUUCUGUCUUUACGACGAGCGUUGACGCAGACGCCCCGCUCAAAAACCAGCCGAGGCUCCUUCGAAGGCAGCGUACUUUUUCGUCGUUACCAUUACGUCAUCCUAGCAUAGCUCAGACCGAGUCAACCAUCGGAUCACGUUCACAGCUCGAGCACCGCAUAUUGCCACCAUCUUGUUUCACUUCCACUCGCAGCUUCCCACAUCGACAACACUGCCACCAAUUUUUCUGGUCGAUUGUGGGGGGCGUCCCCAUGUGCAACUUGCAGCUAUCGCAAAACUUAAAAGUGUGUACGGUGUGACGUCGACUGAGCCUCGUGUCGAGAUAAAGGCCGUGCCGUGGUCGUCGUGUGGUAGUGUUCGCCAACGGGGACCGUUGUUGGUCGUCGUGCGCAAAACCGUUGAGGAACGUGGCUGGUUGUUUCCAAGCCCGCAGGUGAUGGUGCUUUCUUAAUUACGGAGGUCGAGGCGCAGUGUGCGACACAGACAGAGAGGGAACAAACAAUCACGUGGUGGUGCGGUUUCGGAUCAACGCGUUGUCCCUACAGCGCGUUGUUGAGAUUAUUGACCUCUUUCUUAACUUGUUCCUUUCACUGUUCCCUCGCUUUCGCGCAGGCGUUGUUCGGUGUCGGGCGUUUUCUUGUUAAGCCAUUCGUGUUUUUACAAGUUCUUGUUCUCGCUGUAAUAGAGGUAAAAACAAAAAAAAAUCACGUGCUAACUCCGCGGUAGAAGGUCAAAAAGAAGCUCGGGCACAUACGGAAACACAGAAAACAAACGCAAAUACAUGCACACACACACGCAAAGAUCACGAAGCAAAACCCAGCGCUGUACAUAACGAAUCAUUACCAGGUAGACAUGUCGCGAGGCUCAUCCAAGAAAUUUUGUUUGUAUUAUCUUUAUUUUUUUGUCGCUGGGAGGCCGUAUAAGUCUGCCUCCCGGGUAAUCAUACACGGAGAGAAAGAGAAUGAAGAAAAAAAAAAGGAAAGAACAGAAGCAGAGCGAGAGAAGCAAUAAUGUGAUAUCUUACACGACACCCCGUAUUAUAUACAGAGGAAACACGAAGAGUUCUGGGCUGCCCCUUGUACAUAAUGCGCACCUUCGCGACCGGUCGAUCUCCAUAGAUGUGUAAUUACUACCAUUAUUAUUAUUAUAUUAUUAUUAUUAUUAUGAUAUUAUUAUUCUUUUUUCAUGCGACGAUACACUAACCGUAUUUCUGCGGGCCCUGUUUCGAAAGCCUCUACGUCAGUGCCGUUGUCCUGUGUUCUCGAAACCUGUUUCGUCUGCUUUCUUGUUGACAACGCGCAGGAGAGCCGGAGGUUGUGCUCGUAUUUGUUCUCGGUCGUCUGCUCAGGGACGCCGCUGCGAUCGGUGCUAGGGGGGGUUGCGGGGCGCUCGCGCACACUUCUCGCCCGCCGUCGCCGGGAGGGAGGCGUUGCCGCCGCGUUGGUUUGGUUCCGGCGCGACGGACGCAGUUGGGAGAGCGCUGCGGGUGAAGUAGCUCGCUGCGAAGUGCUGCGGGUCUCUGCUGCACGCGAACACGCACGCACGUGCUACUUUGCCGGGGAGCUUCCGUGGCGGAACAGACCGAUAUCGCCGCGUUCAUGGCGCAUGUGUACUUGCCCCGCCAGCUGUCGGUAUUUACCGCUACGUAUCCCGCUGUGCCGGUCAGCGCUAGUCUGGCCUCCACUGUCACAUUGCUCGCCUGAAAGAGUAGUGCCCAGACAAGCUCGAGUAAAGCACUGACGAGCUGCAUUGGCAAUGUGAAUGCGCGUUAUUUGGGACGGGAGUUCGUUUUUAUCCGAUGCUGCUAGUAUUGCAAAAUCUUUUUAUGCUCAUUAUGCGGUCUCUUCGCAUCGAGGGUUAAGACGCUUAAAAAAAAAAGAAACAGAGGAAGAAAAUAGGCAGGGGGGGGGGGUUCAGGGCUGAAGAACUAGUCACCAGCAUAUGCCAAGGACUACUACCGGCAUUCAUUGUGACAGUGAUGGCGCAGUGAAACUCGUCGUGCAAUCGGACUAUUCGCGUAAUCGGCGCAUUUCUUGCUAUACCUGCACGCUAUUGGGAGUAAAACCUAAACGUCCCGUGUGCUCAGAGUACGCACCAUGGCUGCGGGUGAGCCGGUUUACGCUAGGCCGGGUUAGUACUCGGCUGUGAGCUUGGAUUUUAACAAAGAGCGCCCAGCGCCAUCGAGCGGCAGACGAGAGCGUCCGCGCGCGGGAAGUGUGCACGGCGCCGGGUCGCUCAGUUCGUCGGCGUAGACCAGGUUGUUUCGUGGAUUGCUGUUAACGAGUGUCGACCUCCGAAAAAAUUUCUCCUGCUUGUCGUUAUGCGGCGCAGCGAUUCGUUGAGCUCGUUGAAAUAUGUAGUUGUGGAUAAAUGAAACGUAAAACGUUCUUGAAGACUACUACUGUGCUCCGCUGCUGUACAAUGCAUCCUUUCUCACUUUCUUAAAGAUUACAAAGUCUUCGGUGAAAGGUUUAGAUGUUUUAGACAGCCUUCGGGGUAACACGUCCUCUUUUUUUUAAAUGUUAUAUGCUCACUUAUUUAUGAAGCACAAACGUGAAUGUUCGUUUUAUGACAUGACAUGACUUGAAUAAAUGUACAUUGUAUGCCAUCAUACUUUUCAUUCACCUGUUCUGCUCAUUUUGACUUUCUUUGUGUAUACUUCUUGUAUUCAGUGAGCGCUACAGCCCUUUCUUUGAGACCCAGUUUUUGGUUGCACCACAUGGUUCCGAUUCUGGAAUAACAGUCAUUAUUUAAGUUUGCAGUGCAAUCAGCGAUCCCCUUGCGCCGCAGAUUUCAGCGUUGCCCUUCGUAGCCCCUUUAGGCUUAGCUUCUUUGAAGCACGGGCACAACAUGGAUGCACCAAAAACUCAGGUCGUCAGGAAAGGGCUCGCACGUCUGUAAAAACGAGUGAUCGUACGUUACUCUCUCCGCCGUCGUUUAUUCAUUUCUUUCAUUCUGUCCGAGCGCGUGGUCUUAUCAUUCCCCCUGUUCAGCCCUCGUUCAUCCAUCCCCACACCGGUCCCCCUUCCGCUUAUUAUUAUGGAUUUUUUCAUUAGCUUCUUACGCUGUUAUAGUGUGCGUGUUGUCGCUAAAUGCUAACUGCAACUGCGCGCGCUUUCGCCCAUCCGAAGCCUGUGUCAUGCUACUGACCCUUCGCUGCCAUCACGCAUAUGUCACGCGUAAGCAUGCUGGUACAAACAUGCCAUCCAUAAACACAUAAACGAGGACGUGCACGUCAACCUAAACAUGUUGUUUUUGUAUUGUCUUCCCCUGUCUUUUGUGUUUCGUACUCUCUCUUUCCGGCGCACACUUGGUUCGUGCGUGCCAGACGGGCGGGGGGGGGGGGGGGCGCUAACGCAGCUAGCCGCCUUCCCCGGCGCCUUUGUUCGCGCGCGCACCACAUCGUCACUUGGGGAGCGUGCACAGUACAAGGGAGUUCAAGUUCGCCUCUCUUAUGACGCUAUCGACGUGGCACCUACCUCCAACACUGGUCCGUUCGUUUUGUCAUUACCAGAGUUGGAUACAUAUGCUGUAUGUACGCAACGUGUUGUUCUUAACGGACAAAACGCAUGGAGAGAUGGAAAGCGCCCGAGUAAUGCGCUCUUGCAGGACUCGGAGGGCCCCGUGUACAGAGUUAACAACACAGCAACGCUUCUUAUCACCAGCGACAGUGUCUUGAGCUUCGCUGCGUUUUCUUUCUGUCUGCGUCUGUCCUGUACCUGAACAUGUGAGCACUUUCUCGGCAACACUCUCCUGCACGGAGUACAGCAAAUGAAAAACAAAAGCGAGUGAUAUAGCGUUUAGUAGUCGCGAUCUGACGCCUUCCGGAAAUGAAAAAAAAAUUUGUUCGUAAGGUAGCAGUAUUAUAGGCGGGACAAUCUUUGAGCAUCUUGAAGAGGCAGAGAACCGUUGAACGUGUGUGAAAACCCGAAAAUGUCUGCACGGUUAGUUUCAUACUGAAAUCGCUUGUGCUUAGCCGACUGGUACGGGUCUGUUCGUAAGGCAUCGACAGGUAAAGCUGCGCGUAUGCGUUCUUUUUGGCCGCGAUGCUAGUUUUUUUUUUUGCUAGGCCGUUGAACUGAACGUUCACAAUGCUUGCAACAAGUCAGUUCGAAAAGGUCGACUGUGAGCAACGUUUAGUUCCUAUCACUGUUUCCCGCAUUACCGCCUUCCCCAUUAAUCAGCCACGGAUGCCACGUUUUCGCUAGAUUUGCUGCCUUCAGGACCGACUUUUAUGGGACAUGUAUUUGUCUACAAUGGUUUAUCGCAGGGCACAUGAAAGGGAAUUAUGUUUAAAAAAAUGAAUUAUGACUCCCCGCUUUAUAGGACAGUGCAUGGAUGGACAGCAAUACGUGACUAAAUAUUCUGUAAUGAGUUCUAUUACUUUCGGGAUAACGCUGAAGAUAUAUUUCUAAUGCCCGUUCGUGAAAUGCACGCCCGCAGGACACCGGUCAGCGAAAUCCGAGUUUUAUAAAAAAUGCGCAACACACAAACGGCAUUCAAGAUUAAUCAUGUUGCACUGCAUUGAGUGGUGCUCUUGCUUCUGAAUCAAUUGGUGACAGGUUGACCUUGCUAUUUAUAUGAUGGGUUGCAGUUCAGUUGGCUUGGAGGCUUGCUGAGUCCAUUUAGAAAAAGAAGUAUAUAGACUAAACAAUGUGUCACAACCGAUGUUGCAAAAAUGUCCCUUAACCGGAAACAUCCCGAAUGAUGGUGAUUGUCCGAGGAAAUGGCAGAGAAAAAAAAAUAGGAAAGGAAGCUCCGGAACCCUUAAAAUUGCUUUCCAUGAGACAAGGGUGAACUUACGCAUGACGGGAGGUCAACGUAGCAGUUAUUAUCACAUAGCACUUUUCACACUCAUGAACCACAGGAACGUGUAAAAGUGCGAAAUUGGCUGUCUUUUUCUGACGAUGUUAAUAGCUUGAUUUCGGUCUCCUCGUGGUCACCGGGAAUGAAGGGAAAAGAGAGGAAAAGGGGUUGAAGCAAAGAAAGAGGGGCUAGUGAGCUAAAUAUUCGAGCUGGCGAGCGAAGCACUGAUGGAGGCGAAAUUGCGACCGACGAAAUAGAAAGCUGAAGUUAUUGAUGUUUCACGAGCAUUACCACCUGGUGCCAUAAAUUAGCGAUGGACAGCUCCAUCGCAUUCUUUCUCCCGUAAAUCGUUGCGGUGGCGCAUUCUUCCCGAUUCUCCCCAGACGCACCCUCUCUUUUUCCUUUCCCGAUUUGCUCGCUUCCUCGGGUUGCGUCGAACGGCGGAGAAAAAAAAAAAGGAAGAAGGUGCAGCGAUAGGUGCUGCCCUUCUGUGGAGAGGCCGAGGUUUUGAGGAAGCGCGCGAGUGUAGACCACUACAGACAGAGAUGCUACUAUAUUCGCAGCAUAAUAUAUUAUUAUAUUAUAGAGAGUGCCUUCAUUUUCACCUGCUCGCGUAACACAUACAGUCGGUCAUGCCAGCCAGCCUCAAGAGAAGCGCCGGCUUUGUCUUCAUCAAGCGUCGUGCUGUAGCCGUAGCGGUCGGUGAUGAUGGCCUGCGUCGCGCGUGCGCCGUUCCCUUUCCUACUCGUCCCGCUCUCUCUCCACACGCACGGCGUCACGCAAGCGGCCUGCUUUGUAGAUACACCGCUUCUCCUCGCUCGCUUCAAACACCGACGAUCGUCUCGGGUUUCUCGCUAGCACACACACUGCCAUCGCGGCUGCAAUUGCGGCCUCGUUUUCCGUUCGUCAUCUUGCCUGUGUUGCUGCCCAGCGUGCUGUGAAUCUCUGGUCGCAUCCCGAACGAAUCAUUGCCGCGGCUUGUUUGCUUCCUGAGGACAUGCCGACUGACAGCCUUCAUUUCUACUGUACUUUCCGACUUAAAGGUCUGGCGGCUAAGAGCUUCUGAUUGUCCUUAAAGCUUUCGGAGUACCCUUCACGUUGAUUCUGCCAGAAGAGCCAUUGAACUAGACAAAGCAGUCGUCAGGCUUAUAACGAAUUCGCACAUGGCACGUCGAACGGGAAUACACGCCGCAGUGUUGCCGAGCACGAGAUCGCGUGCUCGACGUGAAGCGCAAUUGAAUGUUUAAAUUCAGCAGGAACUCUGCUAGUAAUAGGAAUGACAGCAGCAGUUGGCGUUAUUUGUCCUGGCACGCAAAGAACGCGUAUUCGGCGCAUUUGUUGGUUCGCCCGGCCGCGCCUCUUCUACGCUGGGGAACCCGGCGCACAGGUCCUCAGGACGCAAAGCGAGCGGCGCGCAAGGUUCGGUCGGGGCGCUGCGCUUCGCACUCGCGCUCUUGUGCGUUCCACUAACCAUUGUUCUUUCGGUCCUCAUUGUUUGAUUUUGUGUUCUCCAGAUAACAAUGCGUUCUACAAUGUAAAUUUCUUUCUUGCGAGUGGUUCAUUGCUGUCCUCGUGACAGCCAACGUUUUAUCUUUGGCGUCCGUUUCCUUUCUUUGCCCUACCGUGUGUGUCGUUAGGAACUCUAUGGGAUGGAACUUAUUAUUUCGACAGUGUAAUAUAUAUAUAUUGAAAACGAAUAAAUGAAUAAAGAGAGUCGUUUCAUGUGACACAAAAUAAAGUGUAUCAUUCGAGGU